Molecule: messenger RNA, 734 nt
Organism: Argiope bruennichi
Lineage: Eukaryota; Metazoa; Arthropoda; Arachnida; Araneae; Araneidae
Product: alpha-crystallin A chain-like
Exons: 1
Coding region: 120-686 (188 amino acids)
Biological process (GO): response to heat; protein refolding
Molecular function (GO): protein folding chaperone
Source: RefSeq, a predicted model, not a curated record
AUCAAUUCAUUUUUGAAAUAUCACUCACCUGAGUUUGCGGCGUGUCUUGCUGUUCUUCCACGUGCUUUCUUCUUUUUCUAAGGCCUAUUUGAGAAUACGUUCGAGAUCGUGUUGUGAAAAUGUUUGGUAAAUUUUCGCUCGGUUUAUAUGAUCCUUAUUUUCCAUGGCCUUAUUUCGGUAUGCGUGACGAUGAAAUUGUGUUAAGCUAUUUCAAAGAAAAAAGUGAUCGCUGUCUCCCUGCAAAAGCUUUUAAUACCAAGCCUGAUAGCAAGAAAAGAAAACACUUCAAGGCUACGCUGAACGUCAAGCACUUUAGUCCAGGCGACAUCGAGGUCAAAGUAGUUGAUAAUUUUGUUGUCAUCCAUGGAAAACGCGACCAACCAGCUGACCAACAUGGUCUUGUGUCGAGAGAGUUCACGAAACGUUACCAACUGCAUGCCGAUGUGGAUGGAGAUGCAAUAAAAUCAUCGUGGAGUCCGGAUGGUGUACUUACUGUCUAUACUCCAAAAUCUCGUACAAAGGAAAGAGUUGUGCCCAUCACCUUCGAAAAACCAAUUUUAAUUGAAAAAUUUGAAACGUGGUUAGAAGAAGACAGGAAGAUAUUUGCUGAACAUCGGCGAACACGUGCUCAAAGGAAUGCAAAGUUAUCUGAGAAUCCUAUUAUGGUAGGCAUGGAGUUUUUUUAAAAAUCGGAUCAUGUACAUUGAAUUUAUUUAGAGGUUAUAUUAUGCUGU